Messenger RNA from Kwoniella mangroviensis CBS 8507, 2844 nucleotides. RefSeq lists its product as uncharacterized. The record is from RefSeq and is a predicted model, not a curated record. Bases 1 to 2844 code for a protein of 947 amino acids. NCBI's taxonomy places the organism in Eukaryota, Fungi, Basidiomycota, Tremellomycetes, Tremellales, Cryptococcaceae. The transcript is spliced from 2 exons.
AUGAAGAUCCAGAAGAACACCUCGACUUCACUCCUGCUUCUCCCGUUAUUGGCAAGUUCGACACUAGCUUUACCAGGAAGGAAGAGACAUCAACCGUUGUUCAGGAGGAUAUAUGGAAAUCACAAACGUCAGGAUGAUAGUGACGCUUCGCCAUCGGGAUCAGCAGGAGAUGUACAUGAACCUUCUUCGGUAGCUUCUAGCAGUGCUAGUGCUACUGGUAGUGCAAUCGCAUCUUCUUCAAGCUCAGCAGAAGCUAGCUCAACCUACAGUGGUAUAGAAGCAUCUGCCUCUGCAUCCUCGUCAGCUUCCAAUGGUUUAUCACCAUAUGAAGAAUCCAGUUCAAACUCAACUACAGGUAGUCAAAAUACAAACUCAGGAUAUGAUACCAUCAAUCCCAACCCUGGAAAUGUAACUUCCGAAUACCUUUCUUCGUUAUUAGAAAAUUCAAAGGGAUAUGAAACCUUGACUUAUUCAGUCUAUACACCUGUCACUGAGACUGUCACGAAUACCCAAACCCAAGUUCAAAUGGCCACUUCGACUGUGACUGCUGAAGGGUCUGAGUCGACGGACAAUGCGUAUCUGGACGAGAUUCAAAAAGCAGCUGAGAGUUAUGCGAAGAACAAUAUGGGGGGUUAUUUACCUACUAUCACUUUGGAGGUGAUCUUGGAACCUACACAGGAACCAGAUGGUACAUGGGAUUAUGUCGUCCACAUCGGUGCAGACGGCAUAGCAACCGCUUCACCGACCUACUACCCUGCCAAUCCCACUUCUACUUCCACUUCAGGUUCCAGCUCUGGACCUGGAUCGUCAGACGAAGAAGCCUAUUCGUACUCAUCUUCCCCUAUAACCACCUCCUUUGAUCAUGAGGCACCAUCCCCUACUACCUCUUCGUCAAGCAAUUCAGGCUCGACAGGAUCCAGAUCAAUCAACAUCGCUUCUAUAACCUCGGCAGCAGCAGCUCAAGCAACCAACCCAUACCUUCAAACCGCUUCUAACAUCUACGUCCCAAUUUCAACCGCAUCUUCAGCCACUACCGCCUCAGCCUCAGCUUCUGCAGGCUCAGGAUCAGAUACGUCUUCUUCAGAUAACAGUCAGACCUCCUCUUCGACUUCCGGGUCGGGGAGCGACGAGUCUUCUGAUAAUACUGGAGAUGAUACUUCCGCAUCUGCUUCUUCCUCUGGUUCUGGUACUUCUACUGGAAGUAGUUCAGCUGAUAAUGCUCAAUCAACCGAUUACUCUGUUCCGGGACAUAGUGAAUCAAACUUUGACAAUGGUUCAGACGACUCUUCUUCUUCUGCUGCCGCAUCUUCCUCGACCUCAUCUGAACAAGCUACCUCGACAAGUGCACCAGGUCAUGAAACGUCCUUUGGCGGUUCUUCACCUGAUAGUGAUAGUGAUUCCGAUUCUGGAUCUUCCGAUUCUGAUACUGCUACUACUGCCACUUCAGCUGAUCCAGCAGCUACCACUGCUCCUUACCCCGUAUGGUAUGGCGGUUCAGGCGACGAUUCUUCCUCUGAAUCUGCUUCUGCUUCCGCUACCUCCGUCGAAGAAUCUACCCAAACUUCUACCCCUUACCCUCCUUGGUACGGUGGUUCAGGUGACCCAGGCGAUUCUUCCAACUCUACCGCUCCUAUCGUAAACGGUACAGACCCCAACUUCAAUGGUAACGGUACAUUCCCUACCAAUGGGACCGAUCCAGUUGGUAAUGUCACCGUCCCAAUUGUCAACGGUACUUCCCCCGUAGACAUCAACGCUACCGUACCUAUCGAUGUCAACUCUACAGCUCCCGUGACCUCUACCGAUCUCCCUAUUAACGCUACCGCCUCCACCUCCGCUUCCAUCUCAGGUGUCUUUAGCUCUGUAGCUCCUUCAGUGACCAGUUCAGUAUCGGCUGCUCCUUCAGCCGCUGAUUCCGGAUCAGCAGGUUCCCCUUCACCUUCUGCUUCCGCAUCAGUAGUAUCUUCAGCAGCCGAUUCAGGAACUUACGGUGCUCCUCAACCUUCCAUGACUAGCUCAGAGUCGGCUUCUAGUGUAGCUUCUUCUGCUAUCGAUUCAGGGUCUGCCGGUCAACCUUCUCCUACCGCUUCUACUUCUUCCUCCUCUGCCGCCGCAUCAAUCUCACCUUCUGUUGAACCUUCCGCGAUCUCAUCUUCUAUAUCUGAAUCGAUACUUCCCACCGAAUCAGCUUCCGGCACUUCGACUUCUACCUCUUCCGCUUCUGAAUCAGUGAUCACCUCAUCACCUUCGUCAACUGUCUCUGUCGAAGAGAACGAAAAUGGAAUCGCUACUGAAUCAUUAACUUCAUGGACCACAGUGGACAUCACCAUGACCCUUACCGCAUCUUCUACCGCCCCUACCGCUUCAGCCAGUGCUAUUGCUACUGCUACUGCUACCGCUUCAGUAAAUGCUUCCAUACCAGGAAACGUCAAUCUUGCUGAACCAGUGACAGAGUCUGAGUCUGUUUCCGGAUCAGAGACGGCAACUUUCGAUCCUACUUCAGCAGCUAGUAAUUUCGCUUAUCUCCCACCUGAAGAGACCGCUUCUGCCUCCGCCACUGCAUCUUCGACUUCGACUUCGGAUGAGGUAACCCCAACUUCCUCCGCUUCUUCUUCCGAAGAAAUUAUCCCUACUUCUUCCGCCACCUCUUCUGAUCCCGAAAUAACAGCUACAGCCUCAGCCACCAUCACUUCAUCAGCUUCCGAUCCUACCGAAACAGAUUGCGACGAAGAUGAGACCGUAUCUGAUUCGGAUGUUGUGGAAAGAGGAUACGAUGGUGAGGAUGAAUACGAAGUUGUUUGGGUCAACGAAGAGGACGUUCAACCUGAAUGGGAGAUCUUGGCUUAA